CCUUCGACCACCACAGGAAGAGAGGAAGCAUGGAGCCGCGCCGGUCCAACUCCCCCGCGCCUCCGAGCGGUCCGAACAUGGGCCCGCCAAUGCCGAAUUACCCGCACCUUAGCCCGUACCCGCCGAUGGCCCACCACAUGCAUCCCGGGGGCAUGCCCAUGCCGCCGCACAUGCCGCCGCCGCCCCCGCACCAGCUCAUGCACCCGCCGAUGCAACCGCCGAUGUCGGGCUCGCACAUGCUUAGCCAGCUGUUCCCGAACCUGAACAUGCAAGGUCGGUCGCCGUCGCCUGCGUCGAUGCCGCCGCCGCCGCAACCAAGCACGAGCCCGAGCCCGAGCCACCGCUCGCAUUUUGAUCCGGAGCUCACGACGCCGGGACACCACAACCACCCGCAGCCAUCCGCUCUGCCGAUUCCGGCGCUCAUGCGUCCGUCGAGUGCCAGUGGCGGCUCGGUCACGACGCGUGUGCCCCCGCCGACGGCGACGGUGCGCUCGGCGUCGAUCUCGUCGCCGGGAACACUGUCGCCUGGCACGCGUCUCCUUGGCCAGCAGUGCGUUUACGAGCCCAAAAAGGACACGGAUGCGCGGUCGUUGGAAGUGACACCGAUCACGCUCUAUGUCUCGGAGCGGGCGUCGGAUCUCGGCACGCUCAUCUCGGUGAACGAGCACUACAUCUCGUACCCGAUCCGGAACGGCCUCAUCCGCGUCAUCAACCAGUCGAGCGUGAACCGCAUCCUUCUCCGCAAGCACGAGCAGCACGCGGUGACGGAGCUCGCGUUCUUCAACGACCAUACGGACCUCCUCCUCUCGGCCGGCACGGACAACCACAUUGUCAUCUGGCGUCUCUCGGAAGACAUGUACGCGCAAAAGCCCAUGACGCGCGAGGUGCUCAAGACGCUGCCGUGCCGGGCGCAGCGCGUCAAGUGGCACCCGCUCGACUCGAACAAGAUUGCCAUCGUCCAGGACGCGACCGUGUACGUGACGGACCUCGACAACGUGACGGCCGACCCCGUCGACGGCUUUGAGCUCACCGAGCACAGUGUGCUCUGCGAUCGCAGCCAGGCGCACGUGAACGACGUGGCGUUUUCGGCCGAUGGCCACCACCUCGUGACCGCCGGCAUGGACGGCGCCGUCCACGUGUACCAUCUCGGCGGCAUGGCGGUCGGCGCGGCCGCGAGCUACUUGCGCCGCUUUGACCCGUUCGAUGGCGCGCCCGUCAACAGCCUCAACGUCUUUGCGGCCCAGUACGGCGGUGCGGCGUCCGGCUUGCUCGUCGGCGGCCAAGGCAACACGCUGCUGUCGCUGUGGAACGCGCCGUGGGACGCAGAAGUCGACACGUGCACGCAGAGCUUUCGCCUCCACAAUGCGUCGACCAUGCACGAGCUCGUGCUGGAUCCGACGCACGAGUACGUGUACGUGGCCGACCGCGCGGCCGCCUCGCUCUGCGUCUUGCACUUGGCGAGCAGCCCGAGCCCACGCCUCCCGCGUCGUUUGGACAAUGUGACGGAGUUUUCGCUCGCGUAUCCGAUUCUGUCGAUGACGGUGCUGCACCCGGCGUCGAGCACGGGCGUCGCGGACGAGUCGCCGAUGCAGCUCUACUGCAUCCAGACGCAGGCGAUCCAGCGCUACCACGUGGCGCCGGCCGCCUGCUACGUUGCGCCGCGCAGCCCCGUGCGGUCGUUCCGCGAGGAGCCCAAGGCGGUGCCGCCGGCGAUCGUCGAGGCGCCGAACGACGCGUCGCCCGAGACGGAGCUCGAUCUGCAGAUCACCGUGCACGACUUUAACGGCAGCGAGGCGGGCCUGAGCUCGAUGCUCGCGACCGACGGCGGCAACGACUCGGUCGGUCGCCGCAGUGACGACGACGACGACGAUGACGACGACGACCACAGCGAAGUCGACAGCCUUGCCCCGACAUCGGCGCCGUCGCGCGUGCCGGGGUCGCCGCGGUCGGUCUCGUCGCUGCCGAUGCCGCCGCCGUCGGAUGCGCAUUUGCGCUAUGCGCGGUCGUCGCCGUCGUCGUCGGUGCACGCGUUUACGGACGAUGUGUCGUCGCCGCGGCCGGUGCCCGCGCGCUUUGAUGACGACGGCGCGUCGGAGCUGUCGCAUUUUUCCGCCGCAUGGAGGCGCUCCAGCGCGAGCGCGACGAGCAUUUGA
This is a messenger RNA of Saprolegnia parasitica CBS 223.65, 2153 nucleotides long. RefSeq lists its product as hypothetical. The record is from RefSeq and is a predicted model, not a curated record. Lineage: Eukaryota; Oomycota; Saprolegniomycetes; Saprolegniales; Saprolegniaceae. Gene Ontology annotation, biological process: deadenylation-independent decapping of nuclear-transcribed mRNA. Gene Ontology annotation, cellular component: P-body. Bases 30 to 2153 code for a protein of 707 amino acids. The transcript has a single exon. Gene Ontology annotation, molecular function: protein binding.